Messenger RNA from Diuraphis noxia (Russian wheat aphid), 1283 nucleotides. Its product is annotated as zinc finger Ran-binding domain-containing protein 2-like. The record is from RefSeq and is a predicted model, not a curated record. Gene Ontology annotation, biological process: RNA processing. Gene Ontology annotation, molecular function: RNA binding; lipopolysaccharide binding. NCBI's taxonomy places the organism in Eukaryota, Metazoa, Arthropoda, Insecta, Hemiptera, Aphididae.
CCGUCUGCUGUCGCKGAUUCAUUUUUCCCAAUUAUUAAAUUAUCAUCACUAUAAAAUUAUGAUAGGUACUUUCGGUCUUAACUCUUAAGAGUAAAGUUAUGCACUAGUGUAGUGUAAAUACUAAAUAAGUAAUUUUAUUUUACUGUUUAAGUUCAAGAUUUAAACAUAAUAAUACGUCAAAAUCGUAGUCAUCUAUUUAAAAUCGUUYUUUCUAUGUAUUGUUGAUGUACGUAACUGCAAUUUAAUUACAAUUAUUAAUCUAGUACGCUAGUAUUUACCGCCGUUUAUGUAUCGUCUGUAUUCGUAUUAUAAUAUAUUAUAUACAACUGGAUAAAUUCUAACUUAAGAUCUAUUUUUUUUCGAUGAUAUCAAUAAUAUGCUCAAGAAUUAAUUUCUGCGACUUCUAUGCUUAUACAAUUAUUACUAUUAUGUGUAGCAAMAGCAGCUAAUAUUAAUUUUAAACGGUUGAUUUGUGACAUUUGGUUAAGACAAAUUUUUUCAAAUGUCUAGCGAUAUGUCUUCGAAGGCGGAGGAUGUUUUGUCAUUGGACAUCACUGCGGAUGCAGCUGGUAAAGCAUUUCGCAUGAGUGAUGGUGACUGGAUCUGUCCAAACGCUCAGUGCGCAAACAUAAACUUUGCUCGUCGCACUCAUUGUAAUCGAUGUAAUAAGGAACGUGAAGACUUACCGGUCAAGAAAAAAGCUGGUGCUGAAAUUGGAAAGGCAGCUGCUGAAAAGAGUAAAGGGCUGUUCUCAGCCGAUGAUUGGCAAUGUAGCAAGUGUGGUAAUGUGAAUUGGGCACGUCGAUCUCAAUGUAAUAUGUGCAAUGCUCCUAAAUUUGCUGAUCCAGAAGAACGUACUGGUUAUGGAGGUGGYUACAAUGACAGAGGAGUUGUAGAGUAUGUCAGACGUGAAGAGUCUGAUGAUGAGUAUGAUGAAUUUGGACGAAAGAAAAAAAAACAAAAACGAGGAUGUGGAUCUUUAAGUGAGGAUUCCAACAGUCAAAAUGGUAAAGAAGAAGAUAACAACGAUAGAGGAAGAAGUAAAACAUGGUCAAAAUCUAUUGUUGAAAAUGAUGAUGAUGAGGAGGAAGAGGAUGAUGAAGAUGAUGAUGAUGAUGAUGAUGAUGAAGAUGGAGAUCUUUCAAAAUAUGAUUUAUCUGAAUGGGAUGACUUAGCUGCCCAAGCCAAAAGAGAUAGAUCAAGAUCUAGAUCACCAUUAAAAUAAUUAUGCUUUAAUUAUUUUUUUAUGUUAUGGCUAUUUACAAUUUUGUUGACCAAUCUAC